Molecule: messenger RNA, 3071 nt
Organism: Neoarius graeffei (lesser salmon catfish)
Lineage: Eukaryota; Metazoa; Chordata; Actinopteri; Siluriformes; Ariidae
Product: hemicentin-1-like
Exons: 8
Coding region: 708-2303 (531 amino acids)
Biological process (GO): cell adhesion
Molecular function (GO): integrin binding
Source: RefSeq, a predicted model, not a curated record
UCCCUCAUGCUCAGAGAUGGACGCGUGUGUUUUUUCACUCCUCACUAUACUGUGUGUGGGAUUGUUUGGGGAAUCAGCGCAUGCAGUUGCAACAAUUGACAGAGUGCUCAGGAGAAAUGAAAUGCGCAUGAAACAACUGUACAAAGUGCCGUUUGAACGGAACAGUGAGAGAGUGAAGGAGAUGCGUCACCAGUAUGUACAGCGUAUACUGGAGCUGGAAGCCAGGGAACCACUGCACACAUUCAUAUACAUUGAUGAGGCGGGUUUCAAUCUGGCCAAAGGUAGAGGGCGUGGAAGAAAUAUCAUUGGACAGAGAGCAACCACUGAUGUCCCAGGCCAACGCGGAGGGAAUAUUACAAUGUGUGCAGCCAUCUCAGACAAUGGUGUCCUCACCCAUAUCCCCCUUCUUGGUCCAUACAAUACACAACAUCUGCUGACUUUUUUAGACACUCUUUACAGGGACAUAGUCCCUGAGAAUGAGAGGGGUGAAGGCCAACUCAACCAGUAUGUUGUUGUGUGGGAUAAUGUCCGUUUUCACCACUCACAUCUGGUCACACAGUGGUUUGCAGCACAGCAGAGGAUGCUGGUUGAAUAUCUCCCUCCCUACUCCCCAUUCCUUAAUCCCAUAGAGGAGUUUUUCUCUGCAUGGAGGUGGAAGGUGUAUGACCGGUGUCCACAUACACAAAUGGCCCUGCUAGCAGCCAUGGAUGCAGCAUGUGAUGACAUCGCUGCAGAUUCAUGCAGAGGAUGGAUUCGCCACUCAAGGAGAUACUUUCCUCGCUGCACUGCAAGAGAAAAUAUCCGUUCUGAUGUCGAUGAGAAUAUGUGGCCAAACAGACAGGAAUGUCUGGAUGUGCCAGAAUGAAAACUGCACCCAUGUUCCGUUACAAUACAAAGAAUGUACAGAUCCGACUGUCACUCCAUCAUCUCUGGCAGUGGCGUUGGGAGAUCCUGUUCACGUGACCUGCUCCAUACCAAGCAAACCUGCAGGAAGCUACACACUGGGCUUCGAGUCUUCACUAGUACAGCCCACUACAAAUAACGAGACGAGUGUGACAUUGCAGCUUGACCGUCUGAUGAGAUGGGUGCCAGAUGCAGUCCACCAGUGUUACCUCUCACUGGAUAAACCAUCUCUUCAAUGUUUGAGUUAUUUUAGUCUCAGCAUUUAUAAGAAGCCAGACAGAGUUACACUGAGCUCUGUGCCUGAUGUGUGGGUUGAAGGAGAUCAGACAGAGCUGCUGUGUGAGAUUAUAGACAUCGGUCCUGGCCGUGCACUCAGUGUGAGCUGGAGCAGAACAGAUCCGGAGCUAAACAGCACUUUCACACAAUUCAAUGAAACGUUCUUCCCAGAGUUAAAAAAUGAGGCAAACAUUGUGAACAAGACAGCGAGACUGAAGGUUACGCCCAGGCGUGAGGACGAUGGAGCACAGUAUCAGUGUGAGGCCGUGCUGAAUCUGAGCCAACACGGAUCACGAGUGUUCACAUCACAACCAAUCAACAUCACUGUACACUAUAGACCAGUCAUAACACCUCAGUUCCUCUCUGAGGUUCUAUCAGUACUUGGGGAAAACCUGACGUUAAGUUGCCAAGCAGAUGGAAACCCCAGCCCUGUUUAUUCCUGGACUUUAUCUAAUGGCACAAAAAUCUCAAACUCCUCCUCCAUCAACAUCAGGAGUGUUCAUGAAGAAGACCAGGGCUGGUACACCUGCACCACCUCCAAUUACCUGGGCCAUGAUACACGGAUCGUGAUUCUAACAGUUAUCCAGAAGCCAGACAGAGUUACACUGAGCUCUGUGCCUGAUGUGUGGGUUGAAGGAGAUCAGACAGAGCUGCUGUGUGAGAUUAUAGACAUCGGUCCUGGCCGUGCACUCAGUGUGAGCUGGAGCAGAACAGAUCCGGAGCUAAACAGCACUUUCACACAAUUCAAUGAAACGUUCUUCCCAGAGUUAAAAAAUGAGGCAAACAUUGUGAACAAGACAGCGAGACUGAAGGUUACGCCCAGGCGUGAGGACGAUGGAGCACAGUAUCAGUGUGAGGCCGUGCUGAAUCUGAGCCAACACGGAUCACGAGUGUUCACAUCACAACCAAUCAACAUCACUGUACACUCUCCCCACAACCCAUACUUCCUUUCCUGGAUCCUUAUCAGUAUAACGGUGCUGGUGCUGGUGCUGUUGCUGGUCUUCACUGUGUGCUGGAUGCAUUACCGACGUACACACAUGGGUCAAUACAUCCUGAAGCAGCUGAGAUCCCACAGGCACACCAGCUCUGUGGACCACAACGCUGAGGCCCAAAGACAGCUGUAGAUACUGCAGAAGUUAACACCUGAGCAGUUCUGCUGCAUUCAACUACAUUUUAUAAUUCUCAAUCUCUGACCUCCAUUGGGAAAUCCAAACACUAACCCCAUCAAUGAAGAAAACUCCUACUUGGAAGGUUGGGAAGGUCCCUUCAACCCCAAGUUCAGCAUGUGAUAUUAAAUCAAUGAAGCUGCUCACAACAUGAACAGUAAACACCGCAGCAUGUCUUUCCUUUCAUAUGAGGUGCUUUAGAUCAAUCAACAUCCAGUGAUCACAGUUCGCUGUACGCUCAUUACAGUUUGCCCAUUAACUAACGAUCUACAGGAACAUACCCAUGUUUGGCCAACACUUUGCAGCUUAAACACAGGGAGGUCAACAAUGACAAAAAUUCAUAACUUUCGACUUCCUAUUUCCAAGUUUAGUCAAGUGCAGCGUUAACCCUGACACCAGUGGAACGACUUCUCUCUUCUCUGGCUUGAGUUCCAGCUCUGAGAAGACACACAGAGCUAACUCUUAUUCAGAACUCUUAUUUUCACAAUGUAGUUCUGUCUGUAGCCUUCGUUUUGUUUUUGAAACUGACUGUAGAUCGUGAUAUACACUGAAUUACAAUGAAGUUUUGAUGCUUUACAGUAUUUUAUGGGUAUUGCAAUGUGAACUUGAAACUCUCAUAUAAAACGUGUGGCUCAGCCUCUGCACAGUCCCACUGCUCUUUUCUCUUCAUCAGCUUUCACUGUUCAUUUUGAGGAGCUUGAGCAAUAAAACCCAAACUGAACCUGA